CGGGGACCAGUUAGUAGUAGCCGUAGCAGUCAGAAGCAUCAGCCGCAGAAGCAGCCUCUAGCAAAUCUCAGUCUUAUCAAACUCCUCGACGGAUUACACACUCGGUAUAGAAAACACCUCGGAAAUCCACCGCUGGUCAACCCGCACAGAGUCUUGUAGUGCAUCUCAGUCACGUUUUGGUAGCUGUCGAGUGUGUACUUAUCCGUGUCACGGACGAAGAAGAACCGUGUCCUCGUUCCGUCAAAUCCGUGUUCGUUGUGAUAACAGUUCAAAACCCGGUCUCCACACGAUCCGCCGUGUCCACAUUGCUGUAGUGUACGAACGCAGUAGUGGCCGUCAACGCUCGUCAAUCAAUCACUGCGCUUAGAAGUUGGAAAAAGUUUGCCUAGCAUAUUAGCAGUGGACAGAGCCAAACCGCGCGACUAGUCCUGGGUUUUCCGACACACCAGCUUAGUCCUGUAGUUUGUUAGUUGCAUCACGAACCGUCGUUUGACACUUUAGAAACUUUAGAAACCACACACUCACACCCGAUACACACUGACCCUGACACUAAACCGCAUCGCUGAACAUCGCCAAAGUCCGCGUCGUGCCGCUUGUUGUUAUUGCCGUCGUCGUCCAGAUAUCGAAGAAUUCGGCAUCGUCGCGUGGAUCGGUGGAAAUUCCCAGAUAACGUCGUAGCAUUCUAAAUAGUCCACUUGAAACACCGGCGGCGGUAGCGUGCAAAUCACUCCACGGCACGGUGUUUGUGUGUCUGUGUGUUUGCGCCCUCCUCCAGUUGGUUUGGGUAUUUUUGGAAGCAUCGAAAACCGACCGACCGACCGACCGUCCGGACCGGCAAGUGCUGUUGGGUUGGAAAAGCCAGACGCCCCGACCUGCAUCCCGAGCGGAGAAGAGAUAAAUUUCAUCCACGAUCCGAGUGCGGUGCCGCACGGCUAAUUGAAUCAGCGGAAGUUCAUUCAAAAUUGAAUGCUAUCACUCGGAAAGCAGUUAUCUAUAAAUAAAUAUUCAAACCAAUAUAAAUAAACCAUUAGUAGUUAAUUGAUAGUUUCUCGUUUUCCCCGGGAUACCCAGUAGUCACAGUAAGAGCUAACGCCAACCGUUUAGAAGUUAUUCACUCUGUCUGUGCCGCGUUGAUAAGUAGAGUUCGUGUGUAGAUUUCGUGUGCAGUGUAGAAAUAAGAAGCAAAAAAAAGGUUGAGGAAAUCAAUUCGAAAAAAUUCCGUAAUAUAAGUAAGAGUAAAUAAACACCAUUGCCGGUACAAGUGAUUCGCUGUUCGUCUUUUGCGUUUUCUACUCUAGCCAAGUUCAAGCCAUUUUGCUGGGUCAAGUGAAUCCUCAAAGUGCGGUGGUAGAUAAAUAUUAAUAAAGAUAAAAAAAAAUUGCAGAACUUCAACAAUAAUCUAUAAUUCCCUCCGAAGCAGCUGCUGUUGUCGUCGUCAUCGUCGUCGAAAGCCGUCAAGCACGUGGUCAGUAGCGUUGAAUUCUCCAGCCGUCUGUGAUUCAGCUUAAGUAGCAGAAAUAAGAGAAGCGAAGCCGAGAAGAAAAGUUGAUAGGAGAAAAGUUUGGCAAAUCAGCCAAAAUUCAAGUGUGCUGUGAUUUUCCAAUAUAUUGUACCAGUUGAAGAAGGUGAAAAAAUCGAGGAAAUCGAGUUGUUUAUUGCCACUUGCAACACAGAUCUGCAGUUCAUCGUCAUUCGUUUCUAGUUGAUGUCUUCGUGUUGAUCGAGUAGUGCGAAAGUCAGAUUCUGUGAUAUCACACAGUGAUAGGAAGAAGCCUCUCCCAGAGUGUCCAAUCGCAAGUUUUUUUUUUUUCUUGUACGUGUCCUCGUUGGAAGCAAAUUUUGUGGUGCGUCGUGUUGUAGUGGUUCGAGUUCGAGCAUAUUCAGAAGCAUUUACGCCCCGUUAGAACAAGCAAUCAAGCUGUGGAAGAUGGAGCACCAGAAUCAGGACCUCGGAGCGCAUCAGUCCAGCAAUCAGGCGGAGGUGCCGAACGACCCAGGAAAAAUGUUCAUCGGAGGACUAAGUUGGCAGACAAGUCCAGAAAGUCUUAGGGAUUAUUUUAGCAAAUUCGGAGAAAUCACAGAAGUCAUGGUGAUGAAAGACCCCACGACGCGGAGGUCUAGCUCGUCUGCGAUGGGAUUGGCUGAUUCCUCUGCUCCCCUCUACUCGAGACCAAGAGGGUUCGGCUUCAUCACAUUCGGCGAUCCUGCCAGCGUAGACAAAGUAUUAGCACAUGGUACACACGAAUUAGAUGGUAAAAAGAUCGAUCCCAAAGUAGCAUUUCCUAGGAGAGCACAUCCAAAGAUGGUGACGAGAACGAAGAAGAUAUUUGUGGGUGGUUUAUCAGCGCCAACCACGCUGGAGGACGUGAAAAGUUACUUCGAACAGUUUGGACCGAUCGAGGAUGCUAUGCUGAUGUUUGACAAACAGACCAACCGACACAGAGGUUUUGGAUUCGUCACAUUUCAGAGCGAAGACGUGGUGGAUAAAGUUUGCGAAAUUCACUUCCACGAGAUCAAUAACAAAAUGGUCGAAUGCAAAAAAGCCCAACCCAAAGAAGUGAUGCUUCCAGCGAACCUGGCGAAAACGCGCACCGCCGGACGUGGGACAUACGAUUUUAUGUGGUCGCUGGGGACUUUACCUGAUGGUUUUCCCGCCGCCGCAUACGCUGCCUACGCAGCUGGCCGUGGCUUCUCCGGCUAUCCGAGCUUUGGACUACCAUACCCCACAGUGGACAUCACAAAUGGACAGUUGACACCAAACAAUAACACCCCACUGCUAACACAAGCCCUGUCAGUGAUGAACAACUACCAGGCGGCAGCGGCCGCAGCAGCACAAGGCUACGGAACACCGGCAUCCCCGCACACGACAACCGCGCGAACCGCCGGCUUCACCAACACCAACUCGCCCGGCCCGACGAUCGACAUGUACAGCUCGAGCGCGGCGGACAGCGUAGGGUACGUUCAGGCCACGAGCCCGCAGCCCUCCGGAUUCCCCGCGAUCGCCGUGAGCCGCGCCCCUCUGAAUUACAACCCGGGACAAUUAAUUCCAGCAGCAUUCACCAACGGCUAUCAUUGAAAUAAACUAAGCAAUAUAUGAUCACCAUCUUCGCUAUUAUUUUGGAACGGGGUGUGAUUUCCAUUUGUCCCAGGCAUGACAGCAAGCACGCAGAGCUACCAACUUUAGAAGAAAAAAAAAACCAACAACUACUACUUGAGGACGGUUAGCAAAAAGUACAACCGCACCAGUCAGCAAACCAAACAAAUAACCCGUGACCAUGUAAAACAUUAGACAGCAGCUAAAAUUGGGCUAACUAAGCGCGGCAUCCACAGUAACGUUACAACUACUAUUACUACUACACACACACAUACACACAAGCAUACGCACGCGACUUGAAUUAAAAACACAAAACAAUCAUUUUGCAACCGUUUAAAAGCAACACAGCCUCCUACUGGCGGCCAGUGGCUAACACUCUCUCACACACACACACGUAAACACACACGCAUGCAUGUGUCAAAAUGAUUAUUGCGCUGAUGUCGCGUUGAUUGCGUUUUUUUCACACAUUUUUACUUUUUCGGGGUGACGACAAUUAGUCAGCCAAUUUUGGGACAGCGUGUUGCUUGUUAUUAUGUGUAAUAAUUGCACCAACGAUAAAAAGUUAUUCGUUGAAAACAAUUUUCCCACCAUGUUUGCAGUGCGAAAGUUAAAAAUAAUAUUUUGAAAUUGGCCGAAGCUGGUCAGCGUGUAGCGGAACGAAAUAAAAAACCAAACAAAAAAAAACGAUACGUGAAUGACAUUGUGCAUGAGCAUACACUGUACGGGAGAAUGGUUUUCUGCUGUCCAUGACAGCAGGCUGGCUGGGCGGCAAAAAAUGCGUUCGUCGUACGUUUGUUUUUUUGAAGGGGAAAAAAGACACAAAAAGAUCACGAUCACUCAAAAAGCAAAAGAAACGAAUUACAUGAUCCCGUGUAGAGCAGACUAACAACCACAUUCAUCAAAUGAUAAUAAAUUGCUACCAAAAGGAAUAGCAGAAAAUAUUCAACCAAAUAUACUAACACACACACAGAUAUUUUUAAGCAAAAAACAACAAAAAGAAAAAACAACAACAGAAAAACACAAAAAGUGCAUCAUUGUUUAAGCUAUUAAGGAUAACCAAAUGAGGAAAUUUGUUUCGUAAAAUAUUUGUUAUGCUCUUUAUAUUUACUUAAUUUUUACUUUUAAAUAAAAUUAUUACCUACACUGUAAGACGUAAGACGGAUGAAACACGAUUUCUAAGUUAUAAAUGGCGGCUGACUGACUGUGCUCAGGCAUGUUCACACGCGUCAGCUGAUCGUGAUAAGUGGAGCUAAAGUCCACUUGCAGAAAACCCAAAAAAUACACAAUAAGUAAACAAAACUUAUUACGUUUCUGUUUUUUCUAUUGCUGGAAGCAAGCAUUCUAUUGAAAUAUAAUAUUUUUACUUCUUGAAAGAAUUAAAAAACAAUUGUAAAGCGAUAAACGAGUACGAGAGAGGUGGUCAAAGCUAGAGGUCUUAGGUAUAUAUAUUUAUUAAUAUGGACAGACAGGAUGCGAUCGGAAGCUAUAACAUUUUUGCGCAUUAAGCGAUCGUUUUUAGCACCUAUUCCUACUUUACUUUUCAAUUGCAAGCAAAACUAACUGUACGAUACUCUAUUUGAAUUCAUCCUACUGCAGCUCAACCAAUCACAACAUCAACAACAAAUGAAGAAAAAAAACACACACAAAAUAUAUACAAAAAUAAUUGAAAGAAGGUUAGCCAAAAAACCGCGUAGACCCUUAUUUAGAACUACAGAGCUUCACAUUGGAUUGGAUUCUAUUUUCGAACUCUACACCAAAAAACAGUUAAUAUAGGUCCGGGCUAAGGGCGAAAGCGACACAGAAAACAGUAAACAACAAACACGAAACACGUAGCCAUAAACCGGCAAAUGGAAAAGAAAACUUUGUGUACGGAUAACAAAAAAAAAAAAUAUAAGCGAAAAGAGAGAAAGUAAAAAUGCAAUAAUAAUAAUUGUUUCUAAAAGUAAGACAGUAAGCAAAACCAAAAAAAAACUGUGAGGCAAUGUGGAAAAAUUCAAAUUUAUCACCAGACGGAAAUAAGAGGGAAGAAAACGAGCAGACAGCUAUGAUCCAGGUGCAAGGAGCAGUUUAAAACUUUGGAUAUUUUUUACGCUGAAAAGUGAAAAACUAUCCGACUGCGCGGGCGAUAAAUUCAAAUGAGAUUGUAAAUUAUUAUAAAUACAUGAAAUAUAUGAAUUAAAUAAAAACGUAAUUCAAAGAAAGAAAACAAAAAACUUAGUUAAAUAUAAAUUAUAUUGAAAUUUAAAUUAAAUAAAAUAAUACAAAUAUUUAAAACAAAUACUAUGAUAAUAAAAUUAUUAUAAAUUAAUUUUUAUCAUUCAAAGAACUCAUGAACAACAAACGUGGGAAAAAUGAACAAAAAAAAUAUGAGCGCAAAAAAAACAAGAAAAAGAACAAUUUAAAUGUGCAGUAACACGCAGAUUUAUGUGAAAAAAUUAUUUCAAUUGAAAACGAAUGUAAACCUAAGGCAAAUUAUAUGGAAGGUACAACACACAAGUGAACACAAACACACACGAUCACCCACUCACAUACAAACAGCAAAGAAGAAAGACAGGAAAGUUUCUCAUACAAAAGCAUAAAGAAAAACAUCAAUUUGAGACUUGACUUUUAGAAGAAGAAAAAAUAAAAGCUGCAGAGAAGCCCAAAAUUUUCGUAACAAGAAAAAACUGACAAUUUAGACGAAGCAAGUUUUCUCUCGCAUACACAAGUUAUACAAAAAAAAAGUAAACAAAAGAAAAAUCACCUUACUGAAACGACACGUAUUUGAGAGCAAGAAUAAAACAACAACCAAGCGACAAGCAUACCAGUUUAUUAUUGUGAAUUAUUAUUACUUAUAACGAGCAAACAAAUACGAUUGAUUGGGACUGCAAUCUACACUGACGCCAUCUUUGAUGGGAGGAAAUGCCAGGCAACAAAGUGCAGAUAAAAACAACAACAACAACAAAACAACUGGAAACAAAAAGAGGAGAAUAAUAACUAAUUAACACACAUCAAGCAAAACGAGUUUUCUUUCUUUCAUCCGUAUUGAUUUUGUUGCUUUCACCUAAAAACACACAACCUGUCGUCUUCCGUAGAAAAGAAAUUCUCCUUUUCGUGUGCGGCUUGAGUUGAGAGCGUUUUCACAAAAAGAGAGAGAGAGAUGUCCACUUUGCUACACCAGCGUCAUUUUGUUUCUCGUUUUAUCGCGAUCGACACGAAAGCUGUCAAUAGAAUAACGCGUGUCUCGAUAGAAGUGUUGUCAAAACCGAAGAGCGCCGGCGGUAAGUCAAUUUGUUUUUUUCUCUUUGAUUAUUAUAAUACUCGUUCAACUAUAGUUUCGUUGUUCUUUGUUUUGUUCAUUCGCUCUGAUCACGAAAGGUUGCUGUGUGCGUGUGGUGCUUCGUGGUCGGGCGAUUGUUUCCGUGGAGUUUCGGUGUUGGUUUAAAUUUUUUGGUUGUUUGCUGUAUUGUUGUAUUUGUAUUCGCCGUUUGAUUAUCGUAAUUUGUGUUUCCCAUCACAGCGGUCGAUAUUUUGCGAUGCGCAGUUAACGAAAACGUCUCAGCUCAGCUAUCUACCCGAAAAAAAACAGUUCCAACAGUUUCCAUCAGGCUAGAUUGUUUGAGUUUUUUUCCUAGAUGUGUACAGUUGAAAGCGUUGCACAAUGCGUUAGUCAACCCUUUGCUUCGAUCACAUUUUUGUUAACAUCGCACAGAUCGGCUAAUUAAAAAUUUAUGUUAAGUUACUACCAUAAAGUUGAAGUUUACACAUUUUUGUUGUUAUAUUGUUGGCAUGCACCUUUGAAAUAAGUCUUCUUCAUGUUUUGCUAAAUUUGUAUAAAACUUUCAAUGUGAAACAAAAACUAAACUACUUUUAGAUAUUAUUUUACACAAAAAAUUUUGUUUUACUUAAAAAAAAAUUGUUAAUUCUAUAUACACGAAAACAUAUAAAAAUUUUGAUCAUCAUAAAAAAAAUCAAAAUAAAUAGAAUGCAGAUUAUUUUCAAUACUAAAAUAUGAAUAUAUAAUUUUGAUCUUGCAAAAGAAUCUACAUAAAUUAUAUUAAACGUAUUUGAACAGGGUAUAAUUAAAAGUAAACAUUUAAAUUUUUGUAUAACACAAGCAAACGAUACAAACCAAGAUCGAUAAAAUCUUAUAUAUACACAUGCAACCAAAGUUAAUCAUACUAGACAGUAGCAAGAAAAUGUAUAAGGUAAUUUCAUUACUAUCCCACAUCUAACAAAUUCUUAAGCUGAUUUCCGAAAAGAUGAGCAAAAUUACCAAACAGGAAGCUUACCCUGAUUGUUUGAUACCGACAAUUUGCAAAAUAUUGUUCGACAGCAAACGCGGUUCACACUGAGACAACCGAAAGAUAUAGGUACACAAUUAUAUUGAACAACGUAAGCAAAAAGAAAUAACAACAACAAUAUAUAAACACACACACUCACAAUUCUAGAAUGAAAUGGUAAAAGGUGCAGUUUUUUACGAUCUAUUUAAGAGCCAACACAACCGUAUUUUAAAGUAAAUUUAGUGUUUGAAUCUUCUCACAAAACUUUUGUAGGGAAGCUUCAAUAAGACUAAUAAAUUAAAAUGAUUAUAUGGACCAAAACAUGUGCUCAGCUAAUGGCGACUGCUAAAAGAUUUACACUUACAAAAGAGAAACUAAUAAUACGUGGAAAGUGUAAUUGUUUAUUAACAGUUACAGUACAGUGAAGCUGAGCGCAAAACUUUAUUACGAUGUAGAAGAAAAAAAAACUAAUUUUGACAGGUUAUUUUCCGGGACAAAUAAAACAGCAGUAGCAAACUUUUUGCUUCUGACUAGGUUAAACCGAACAAAAUACAAUUUACAUUGUUGAUACCACGUACUUGUCAGCAAGCCAAAACAUAAACCCAAUAGAAUUUCAGUCUUAAGCUCUAAAGUAAAUAACACAUACAUAACCUAGCAAAGUAGCAGUGUAAAUAAAAAUCAACCUUUUCGUUCAACAUAGCAACUGACAUAUGCUUAAGUCAAGAGAUUUCAAUUACUUCGCUUUCAGUAGCAACUCCCUUUUCUACUUAACUCGCGUUAAAUAUCAGUGAAAAAGUAUAUCUAUACAUCAAGUUAAGGACGAAAAAAUCAUGAACAGUACAGCGAUGUGCGUGCUGCCUACAUGUCAAUUAUUACCUAAUCGAGUAUGAAGUUUUUUGUUUCUCUCUACCAAACCAAAGCUGAUAACAGAAAAAAAAACACUCAAAAGCAAGGUUCUAGGUAUACUAACUAUGAUACAAAAUAUCUAGAAAUCAGAAAAGCUAACUAUUUUGGUAGCGUCACUGAUAUUGUAGAAUAGCUAGUGAAACUGACAACGAUGCUAGACGUCCGACGAUUAAUAGUUUGUAUUACAGAAUCUAAUACAGUAGCAACCCAUAGCUUGACUUUAUCGGUAAGCCCUCAAAACAGGAUUAUGAAUCGAUUGCUUCCCUCCAGCGUUCCGUAAAAAAAAUUGCAUUAAGCAAAUGGAAAAUUCUCACGCACCCCCGCUCGGCCAAGCCAGCUGGCAAUUUGUGACCAACCUGGUCAAACAGACAAAAGUGAAACCCACCAUGAAAUUAAAUCAUCCAAUCCAAUUAUACGAUCUGCGGCCGGAAGGAAACGAAGCGAUAUGUUUUAAAACAAAAAAAAAUCUGCAAUCACUGCAACCCCGGUGGGAUGUACAAAUCAAAAAGCGGCCGCGAAGGGAAGAAAGGGGAAAAAUCACAAGUAGGUAAUUGAAUUUAAAAUCCAGCGACGAACCUUCAGCUUUUAUCUGCAGCUAAAGUAUAGCAGAGGGUGGGGACAAAGGAGGCAUCCAAAAAAUAACAAGGACACAUGAAAUGAUAUUCAUCAGUCUCGUCGACACAAAACCGAGGAGACAAUGAUCGCUUGUAGGUACUACCACUACUGCGAGCAUUUGCUUUUGAUAGCACCAGAAGUUACCACGGCUGCCAUGAUCUCAAUUUUUCUCAUUCGCUCUGUCUCUUUGGCUCUUUCUUUUCGAAUGCAAGGUCGACUAAUGAAAUGUUUAUUUUUUAUGACGCUAUGAGGAUUAAAAUAAUCACUAUCAAUCAAUCAGGCUGUGAAAAGCGAAAAAUGCGAGGCUCGUAGCUGUGGUGUAAUCUAAAAGUUCUGAAGGAAAUAGUAACAAUAUUCAACCAACAUGGGGAGUGCAGUUCAAAAUUUGUUGCUGAUGGAAAAAAUCGCCUCUAGCCAUUUUGAAUACAUAUAAACCAAGUCUACAAGUAAAUAAGUAUCGAUGUUUGUGCACUCUCUUAGCCUUCCUUCUUAAGGCCGGGCUUCGUUUUGCUCAUCUCCAUCUUAAAAAGAAAACAGUUUUCUUCCCUCUUAAAAAUUGUGAGCUUACAUUCAAUGUGCAACACAUCAUCUGCUGUAGAGAGAGCGCAGAGUAAUAGUUUCUUUGACGAAAAAACGCUCCUAAUUUGACAUAGUAAAAACUCAGUGAAACUCUUGUAAAUUGCUCAUCCGCGCACGCAAGAAAAGUGAAAUAAAUUGCUAGGCGAUCAACUAAGCAUUGCGUUACCGUUCUCGUCGCACUGGGGUGCGGCAAAAACAGUAUAAAAUCGAACUUUCUGCAGAAUACGCACUCAUAGUGAGUUGUGAAUCUUUUUAUAAUAUUAAAUUCGAAAACGGUUAGGAUGUGGCUUCAAUAUGAACCUAAAUGUUUUGAUAUUUGGCCAUCUUCUCUUCUAAUGAAGAAGAAGCUAACGAAAACUACUCCCUCUUGAACUGAGAGAGCAAACAAAUGUUUACCCUUAACACGCGAUGAUUAAGAGUGAAAAGGAACUCUGCGACUGAAAAACUCUACGCCUAAAUGUGGAUAAUUACUCACUCUGUGUGAGAGAAAGUCUAGUUCUCCAAGGGGUUUGGCAGGUAGAGAAGGAAAUAUGAGCAAAAAUCAAGAAAAAGGAAGAAGCCUGCUUAAGGCCCAAAUGCACACACGGCGAGCGUAAUGACGCUUUUUCCAUACAAAUUGAAAGGCGGGAUCACGCCUUCCGUUGGGACACCUUCAGUAUCGCUUUCUAACAAAGAAGGCGAUCGCCUACCACCUUCUACGCACUUAACCGUCCUCCGUGUAGACGCAAUGUGCCUUCUACACAGCGUAUUUUUUAUGUGACGCCUUCUUCUCGCCUUUUAUUGCCGAAGACGCUGGCAACGGCGUGUUAAAUAUGCUAUUUUAACCCAAUGCUUUUUUCAUCCAAAAAUGCAUAUAGGUGUUGUGAUGAUAGUACUGUGUUUGAUAUUUUUCCGUCUGGAUCGAUUUGAGUGAUUUGAAUGACGACUUAUUGCUUUUGCAAGCACUUAAGACUGUGGCAGAUAUUGUAGAUUAUGAAAAUGUCCUCCCAAAAAAAAUCGACAGAAAAGAUUUUUUUUUUUUCAGAAAACUAAUUUAUUUUAGUUUUUAUUUCUCAAAGUUUGAACAAGCGUUGAUAUUAAACAAUGUGUAGUUUUUGUAGCGAAAAUCAGAUAUUUGAUAAAAAGAAGUUUUUUUGAGAUAUUCAACUCAUAAAUAUAUUUGAAAUUUUUGUUUCCACGAGAAAAAAAAUUAUUUGUCAAGAACAUUUUUUUUUUCUACGCAUUAUGUUUCUGGAACGACCAAAAUAUUAUUUACAACUUUGCUGAAGACAUCCCAUAAAUCGAACAAACCAAACCAAAAAAUAGUUUUUUUUUUGGAAAUUUUAACACCAUGACUAGACAUUCAUCCAUGUUCUGUUAACCUUUUGUGGUUUGCCUGUUCUGGUUCUUAAAAUAUAUUAGCCCUCCUCUAAAAUAAUUCGAGUUUCGAAAAACCAUCUCUAGGGUUGUGUGCAAAGCCACGACCGCACAGUUGACGUAGAACUACACAAAGCUAUUUGUUAUAAUAUUUUCACGCUACGAUUACGGUGGACUAUUCUAAAUCAAUGCUAACAAUUUUUAUCCAGCACUAAUAAAAUGAUUUCUGAAAAUAAUGAUUUACGGCCCGGAUAUUCAUAAUAUCAUCCCGAAUCCGAAAAUACUCCUGAAAGGUGACGUUUGUUCAUUUAUGGCUAUUUUCCAGAUCGGAAGUUGCCACUUUGGAUUUUAGCAUCUGGCAUCUGGAGUCGAUUUCCGGCUUCUGGGCAUCCUCCCGGUUCCAAAAAUAUCCAUAUUUGACCAUUUUCGACAAUUUUCCAGAAACCGGCAGUCAACAUCUUCGAUUUGCCAUUUUGAAUCUUUUCAGUGGCUCCGUAUUUAAUUUGUUCUUAAAAGGACAAUUUGUUGUUUAAUUUGUUAACAGAUAUGAUGCUGAUCGCAUCUUUGUGUGGUCCUCGAGAGUGGGAAUAAAAUAUUCUUCUGAUAACACAGUGGAAAGCUAUUUUCACACUGAAAAUUUGACGGCCGACAGGCUUUGAUUGUCAGCAUCCCACAAACGUUUGUGUGUUGCCAAAAUAUGGCAGAACUUUUCACUGGAUGAGUGAGUGAGUGCCGCUGCACCUACCGCUGACACUGAUUACAGUAAACUGAUUGGUUUGAGCAGAAGAAGGUUUUUAUGUAGCCUAAAUGGUACAUCCCCGGUUUACAAGGCGUAUAAUUAUGUGGGCCUUGCUAGGGAAAGCAAGCAUUAAGCGACCAACCAGAGGUCGAAAUCUGUGUUUCAACAAGGCGUGAAGCCUUAUUAUUAUUAUUGAAUAUGUUAAAUUAAAUAUGGGUCAUUGCAUACGGAGUGACCACGAAAAAGCACAAACUUGGACACGACCAUCACAGAUUUUGCUCAAAGUUGGGAGAAUUAUUCAUCUACUGUCACUUUGGAAAAAUCCCAAAUUUGGUGUCCAUUGGAAUACCCCCCCCCCCUCCGUGGGACCCCCCUGUUCAUUGCAAAGUGACGCAUUUUUUGUUCAAAAUCUCCUUUUCUAAAUCUCACAAUUCAUAGACUUAAGAUGUCCGAAAUAUACUGAUAGUUUUAAAGAAAAUAAACUAAGGAAUCCAGAAAAAAUAUAAGUUUUGACCGGAAGUGUUGCCAGGUAAAUUAUAUUUGUAUUUGAAAACUAAAUUUACAUUUUCAGCCAUUUUUAUCUUAAAUUUGAUAACUUCAUCGUAUUACUUGGACAAUUUCACAUAGAAACAACUAUCAUCCCGAGGUAACAUGAGCCAAUCUCGAGAUAUAACAUUUUUACGAAAAAAGUUGUAAACUUCGUAAUUAUUUUUUUUUUACAAUUUAUUGACGUAAGACACCCGAAAAAUAGUGAUAGGAGAAUUUUGAAGAAAAUAAACCAAGGAAUCCAGAAAAAAAUUACUUUUGAUCGGAAGUGUUGCUAGAUAGAUUACUUUUGUAGUUAAAAACUAAAUUUGCAUUUUCCGGCAAAUGCAGCUAAUUUUAUUUUAAAUUUGAUGGUUUCAUCGUAUUUCUCGGAAAAUUUUACGUAAUUUUACGUAAUAUGAGACAAAUAGUUUUGAAUUUCAUAAUUAUUUUUCGUAAAAAUGUUAUAUCUCGAGAUUGGCUCAUAUUACCACGGAGUGGUAAAUGUUUCUUACGUAAAAUGUUCCGAGAAAUACGGGCAACACAUCUGGUCAAAAACAAUAUUUUUUCUGGAUUCCUUGGUUUAUAUUCUUCAAAAUUCACCUAUCACUAGUUUUCGGGUGUCUUACGUCUAUAAAUUAUAAAAUAAAAUAAUUACGAAAUUUACAACUAUUUUCGUAAAAAUGUUAUAUCUCGAGAUUGGCUCAUAUUACCUCGGGAUUAUAGUUGUUUCUUUCGUCAAAUUUUCCAAGAAUUACGAUGAAAUUAUCAAAUUUAAAAUAAAAAUAGCUGCGCUUGCCGAAAAAUGUCAAUUUUGUUUUCAAAUACAAAAAUAAUUUAUCUGGCAACACUUCUGGUCAAAAGAUAUAUUUUUUCUGGAUUCCUUGAUUUAUUUUCUUCAAAUAUCGUCUAUCAGUAUUUUUCCGACAUCUUACGUCUAUGAAUUGUGAGUCCUACAGAGCGGGGGUAUUCCAAUCGACACCAAAAUUGAGAUUUUUCCAAAGAGACAGUACAUGAAUAAUUACUCAAACUUUGAGUAAACUUUGUGAUGGUCGUGUCCAAGUGGCAUGUACACUUCGUAUGGAAUGACCCAUAUUAUGAUAGUUUGAGCAAUUAAAUUAAAAUUGGCUGUAUUUGGACGGAUGAUAAAUGGAUUUUCAGUCGAUUGCUUCAAGAACGAAGGAAAUCCAUCAAAAACCGAUUUAUUAGCAUUUGAAAUUGGACAUCUAUUUUCCUUUUUCCUUUUUAGAUAUUCAUUUCACAUCCCUAUGUAGCCGAACUUCCUGAGAGACGUAGCUCUACGUCAAAAAAAACGUAUUUGCAAAGUUUCACCGAAUUAAAAAACGACAAAAUAAUGAAAUUGGGACAUUUUUUUGGUAUAGUCCAAACAUAAACAAAUAAUCUGGAAGUGACAUUUGUCAUUCGCACCUUCUGCAAACGUUUUGCCUGCCGUGUAAACGACAGCCAAAAAUUGGAAGGUGCGACGACAAGUAGGUGUGCACGCGGCGUAGCUUGAAGCGGCGCGAUUGUACCUUUAAAGAAGACGCCUGGAAGGCGGUAGAUGCUCUUAGCUACAUCGGAAGCUUUCAAGAAGGUACUGAAAAUUUUCGUCAGAAAAGCGUUGUCACGUCGUGUGUGUGUGUGUGUGUGUGUGUGUGUGUGUGUGUGUGUGUAUGGGCUUUUACGAUACAUUUCUUGUUAUCAGUGUAAACUACAACACGUGAUUAUUAAUGUGCAUAACUCGGUAUAUGAAGUUUUUCGUACGAUGUACACCAAGCGAACAAUUGUGAUCUAUUCAUAUUCAUUUGACUGAUGAUCAUGAUGGAAAAAGAGAGUAAAUAACAGUGUAUACUCACCUACUCACGUUCAACUCCCUUACACCACACUCUCCUCGCCACCACACCACACCUCUUCUACUACUCAGUCAGCAUUACAUUCUCCUGUAGCUAUCCUUUCUCCCCCUAGGGACUGGCAACGUAUGGAGAACAACACAACGAGUGACUAUAUUACCUUGCAUAUCGAUAUUCGUUCAGAUGGAUAAAAAAAUUAAUCUAUCAAUAUAGUUUGCUUCCAACUCUACCUCUUUAUUCGACUGAAAUUGCUUGUCAGAGAGCCACAUUUUUAGCCGGGAAAACAGGAAAUAAACACAUGGGACUGAAGUUGGCGAAUGCGGAGGAAGGGGAACCAAUUCGUAGCGUGAUUUCUUCAAUUUAUCGAUCGUAUCGCAAGCAAACUGAGGUGAAGCAUUGUCUUGGUGAAACAGCACUUUUUUCUUCACCAUACGCGACCAUUACGGCCUAAUUUCAACGUCCAAUCGAUAACCGUUACGGCCUGGUUUCAACGUCCAAUAAUAAGGUACAAUAACAUCGGUGAUUUUUCACCACAGACAAACAGACAUAACACUUUAAACAAAUCUAAGCAUUCAAAGUGCAGCUCUGUCUAUCUGUUUGUCUGAUCCAUAAAGACUUGGCAACUACUGAGUAGAUCGGUGUGAAAUUUUGCAUACAAGUUUUUCAAAGGCCGGUAAAGGUGAUUAAGAUAGUUCAUGGCCCCUCCCUAUUCUAAAUUCUUAGGGAGGAUUCUUAUACAAAUCAAACACAAAUUUAUGCAUAACUCUGGAGCUAAUCAAGCAAAUGAAAUCAAAUUUGGCCUGUAGAAGGUUUUGAAGGCAAAAAAUAUUCUCAUGAUGGUUCGACUCCCCUCCCUAAAAUGAAGGGCUCCCAUAUGAAUUUCAUACAAAUUUCUUCGCAUAUCAAGAACUAAUCAAGAAAAUAGAACCAAAUUUGGCAUGUCGAGGUUCUUGAGGUUAAGAAAUGUAUAUAUGAUGAUUUGACACUCCUCCAAAUCCAAGAUAGCAACUUCCGGUUCCUGAAAAACUGCCAAGUGUGACCAAAUAGCAGCCACAAUAUGUAUUUCCGGAACCAUAAUGAUGCACAAAAGCCAAAAAUCGAUCACAGAUACCAUUAUAAAUACUAAGAUGGCCAUUUCCGGCUUCUGGAAAACACACCAAAAUUGCCGAAUACUACACGCAAAAGUUGGAUGGUUCAAAAGUAGUACAAAAUUGUGCGUUUUUAGCGCAAUUGUUGAUAUAAUUUGAAACCACCAGUACAAUGGUUGUGUGUUGGACAUAACACAAUUAAUGCUCAAGCGUUGUUUCAAUGUAUUUGGCAGCUCCAAACUACUACACCUAAACAGUUUCAACUAGUAUCGAGCAGAAUUGCAAAGCGAGCGAGAAGCAACACCUUUCUCCUCCUUUCUACUUGAGAACGAGACAUAUGCUACUCUUCUCAAGUCUUUUGCACACACGCUUACGAGAUACACUUUUUUCUUCAUGCAUUCCCCUGAGUAGCAGCAAGCACGCACCGACAGUUUGAGUGAGACUAACACACUGAUACCAAGUAUGUACAGCACGGGUUUCUCGCUCAUUUCGUAAAGCGACGAGACAUCCCAUCGCCUUGCGCGUAGCGAUCCGAACCGAAAGAGAAGCGAAAGAGCAACCUGCAAAUUGUAUGUGACGUGUCUAGUCUCGUCGCACGUACAUGGAAAUUCUACGAGCGAGAGAGAAAUUUCUCUCGUCGUGUAAGAAAAAAGCGCGUGCACAGGAUGACAAAUAAUAAUUAUUCACAAUUUACAAGUGUUGCCAUGAAAAAUCAGCAACGCUUUUGUGGCUUUGUGGAAUGGAGGGUUUUUGGGGGAGCUAGCGUUGAUUACAAAAUGUUGUGAACAAAAUUUCGUUUCGUUUUUUUUUUUUUUGCAAAUCAUCCAAUGAUUCUUUUAAAUGACCAAAUCCGUCGAGAUAAAUCGAUCGAGUAUCAUAGCUAUAUAAAUCUAGUAAGUUCACAAGUUGUUGUUCGCUGCUUGCACUGCUCUAUGAGUAGCAGUCACUAAUACUAAUAUUCUGAUUUCAAUCUAUGUCUAAAUAUCUAAAUAGUCGACCGCAGACACCAUUUUGAAUUCAAAGUUGGCUGAUUCCAGUUUCUGUUAAGCAGCCAAAAAUUCCCGAAUACUGGAAAACAUCGACCCCAGAUACCAUUUUGAAUUUAAGACGGCGACUUCCGAUCUCUGGGAAACAGCCGAAAAUGACCGAACACCACUUGAUAUGGAUAUUUCCAUAAUCGAGAUGAUAAAUAAAAGCCAAGAAUUGACCCUGGACGCCAUUUUGAAUUUAAAGAUGAUGACUUCCGGUUGCUGUAUAACAGCUAAAAUUAGUCGAUGCCACCCCAUAUGGGUAUUUCUGGAAUCAGAUUGAUGCUCAGUUGCCCGAAGUUGACUCCACAAAUCCAAGAUGACGACUUCCGGCUUCUUGUAAUCAAUUGAAAAAUAGCAAAUACCACACAAUAUUGGUAUUUCCGGAAUCGAGGUAAUGUCCAAAAGCCAAAAGGAGACGAUGUUCUUAUUCCGAUAAAACCAAUCAUUUCUAACGAUUUGUCUUUUGAGUUUGAGCGUACCCAAUAUCCGUUUCGUUAUAGAUUUGGCGACUCUUUAAAAAGCGCCUGGAAUUAUCUGGAAUGUAUAAAAUUAUUUAAAUAAAGAAAAAUGGGCAGGACGUAGAUUGCCGGGUUUGCUGGUUUUUAAUAAAAUCGUCAUCCGGAUGAUGCCAGUACUUUACGUUGGUAACACUAGCACCAUCUGCUGCCGUACUCGCGCUACGUCUUGUAUUUUGACUUUAGCGCUAGCGUACGUGGAGGUGUCAAAUUGGAAACCACAAAACAUGUGUGGAUUUUAGAAAUGAUCGUUUUUUUGUGGCAAUGGAGCUAGGUUCCAGUGUUACAUCUGUUAGUUCGGGGUUUUAGAUGUUCGAGUAGUGCAUUCAUCAAAUGCGCGAUUUUGAAAAAAAUCUAGACAACAAUUCACCGGUUGAUGUUGCGACCACCGAUUAGAUUCAGAACUAAAUUGGUGGUUCCAUGUUUCAUCCAUUGCACACUGGGAAAUGGAUGAAGAGGAUGUGUAUGAGACACGGCCACAAGGUAAACGUAGAACUCCGACAGCCUAUCUCAAGUCAAUGUAUCUCUUGCAAGAACUUGAGUAAUAAAUUAGACUUGGGUUAAUCAAGGUUUAGACCAUUAAUCUGAAGUAAUAAUUCUCUGUAAUAAUUUCAAUAAAUAAGAAUAAUGAAAGGCCUCCAUUUUGGCCGCCAUCUUGGGUUCUACUGCCAUUUUAGUUUAUAUCAGACAAACGCGUUUUGGACCAUGUUCGCAUCUACCGAUUUUUAGUCUAAGACAACCACCAGAAAACUAGGAAAAAUACUAUAAGAAUAAUAAAAGUUUUGAAACUCGUUUUGAAAGCAAACAAUACAUUCAAUGAUGGCAAUUUCGUUCACGGGUUUCUUUAAAAUACGUUUUACUAUGUCAAAUCCGACGUUUCAAGGAUACAUUUUCACGUCCUCAGGGCAAAAACAAAACAAACGAGUUCUCGUCAAAAUUGGUGCAUAUACUACUAGUAUAACCUUGAAAAUGGCAGACCUGUCUGCUGCUGCUUUGCUUAUUCCUCGCUUGUUUCGCAUAUUAUUCGAUAUUCAAAUCGAAAUUCAGUAUGCUAAUUUUGUUCUACGAUGAAGUGGAACGUAACACAGCAUAAAUUACAGGAUCAACGAGUUUGACCCAUUUUCAAUUAGAUUGUGUGUAUUUUCGUAAGAUGUUUCUUCUGAUUCGAACUCGAACUGUAUGGAAAUUUCAGAAGCACAACCAAGUCGAGGACCUCAGCAGCUGAACCAGAAACUAAUUCGGUGCGGUUUAAUGAGAUUUUGAAUCUUUGCUUAUUCUGCUCCAUUGGCAGGGGAGAGAAACUAAAACGAGCUUCUUCACGAAAUGAUAUUUCAUUAUUCAAAUAAACCACGUUUGUUGCCUGCCCGGUACGAACCAAUCACGGUCUCGGACUGUGCACAGCUACUAAACACUUUUAAUUAAAAUGUACUGAUCUCUCGUACCGAAAGCACACGUCAGCAUUUUUAAUUAAAUCUCCGGGACGAGAAGAAAUGCAAACUUUCCCGAUAUAACUGCCGAUGAAAAUCCGGGGAGGUCAACGUUCUGCACUCUGGUCGCGUUCCAGCACUCGAUAUCGCCCGGGCUACGAUUUGCCAAAAAACUACUCUCUAUUGAUUGCCAACAUUGGCCCAGGAUCCUUCUUUGCCUUUAAGAUUCAUUCCGUAGGGAUUAAAUUCGUCCCCCUUACCCCCAUCCCACUAAAACCCAUCCGUCGCGUCGCUUGGCGGAGCUCAACAAUUCUCAAUUUUUCAAUUUCCCUCUACAUACAGAAAAAUCGACAGUUUUUCUUCUUCCAUCUUCCGGCGGCGCAUCAUCAUCCAAGCCGUUAGUUUCGCGGUCGACGUCGAAGUCGAACCUGCCACACGAGCAGCAAAUCUAAAGCAAACACGGUGCUGUUUUUUAAUUAAAUUUGCUUAUUCCCAUUGCCGUUUUUCCGUUCGUAUCACACUCGCAGAAUCUCCGCUUCCGUUGACCGUGUCGGCGACGGCGGAGACUUUUCCAACCCGACACCCAAUUUUCCGAUCGUUCGCCAAUAAUAUAAUUGGACCGAAGAAACGCUAGCAGAGAAGUGCAAACAUUCGUUCGGCUCGGCCGGUCAUUUUCAGCUUCGAUGGCAAAUGCUGGGGCACAUGUGACGCCCUCGCUCGGUUCUUCAAUAGCAAGUCUCUAAAUAUUGUUAUAAUUCAUUUAAUUUCCGCUGCAAUUCAAUUCAUCAGGACCGAAGGCGGCUACCGCCGUACUUUCGGCUGCGAACGACAAGGCACUCGAAAAAGACAAAUGUAUUUUUCUUUCAUUAUCAUUUGUUUAAAAUCCGACUGGGUGCUAGUGGAAUCGAAGUGAAACGUUGAUGUACAGAAAGACGUUUUUUUUUUUUCGAAAGUCGCCAACAGUCGGCAUCCAUUCCAAUAACCGCCGGAAAACUCGGACGCGCCAAUUCUUUUUCUAUCAUUCGUCUCUGUGUUUUUUUUUACGGAAUGGCAUCAAUUUGUUGCCAGCGAAAUCAAUCGACGGAAUUUUUUUCGAGCUGAUAUUACAGAUCGAUUGAACAUAAACUGAAUCACUACCUAAGUACAGGUACAUUUACUCUAGAGGAAUUCGAGACUACUAAUGUCAAUUAUUUAAUAUUGAUGGUUUUUAGUUCUCGCUAACGUUACACUUCACCCGGGGAUACUGUUUUCUUCGGGAUUCAAAAGGGAAAACAGCUCAAGUGACAACAGGAGAGUAAUGAAACUUGAAAUGAAAAGCUUUCAUCAACUAGGACUGCGGCGAAGUGCGGCGUAGUGUCGGGUAGGGUAUUCAAUAGAUGGAAAACUGUUUCGGUCGUUUAUCGAAGAUCAAUCGCAUGGUGAAACGGCGUUUAUAGCAUUCGCUGAAAACUGGUUUCAUCAAUAUGCGCCCGGUCGUUGGCUUCUAGUCUGCGUUUCGCAAGAUGCUGAAAAUAGUGGAGCAGAAAGACACGGGAUGUAUGGCGAAAUUUAGUAUUCGGUAAUCUACACCAGUCACUAAGUGCUCUAGAGAAGGGGUAAACAAAUGAAAGCUUUUAACGAAAACCCUGGUUGGAUUCAUUUGCCGUACUGACAAAUAAGCUCUGACGUUUAAUCAAUUGAAAAAAAAAAAAUUGGAAAAUGAUGAAUAUGUCAAAUGAUUUGAGAACUCCAAGUGAAAAUAUCCUGGAUAAAUACAAAGUGCACCACUUAAAACAACCAGAACACCAAAAGCGCAGCUCGAAAUAAUAUUUCUCCACGACAAUGCUUCAUUGCAUAUGGCCUAACUGAUUCCCAACAAUCAAACUAGCGAUUCCUUUAUAUGACUAUUUGUUAUAUUCUUUUUGUCUUUAUUCAGAGGCAGAUUUGUUUCUACAACGCUAGCGAUAACUCAGGAGCUUUCGGAUAAUCUACCACACGAACUGACUGCUAACUUAUUAACUUAAUUUUUUAUACUUAAUUUUACAAAUUCCUUAUCCAAUACAAAUUGCUGACUGUCGUUCUUCACUGCGAUGGUGCGAGCAAACACAAAGAGAGAGCGAUGACGUUUCAAAGGGCCUUUUAUAUCUCCUAUUGAUCGAUACUGAUUUAUCGAUCUCCUAGAUCGAUUCCAGUUCAGUGGACAGGUUGUUCGAAGAUCAAGUGGUCUAAUUUGUCGUAUUCGAAAACCGGUUGGAGAAUACAGUCUUAUCGCGGGUAUGCGAUCAUCACGAUCGUGUGUGAUGUGUGUUGGAAGAUACUGUUGUAGUGUAGUUAACCAACAGCAAUUUAACACCAAUGCACCAUAUUUUGACGAGAGCUUGUUUGUUUUGUUUUUGCCCUGAGGACGAGGAAAUAUAUCCUUAAAACGUCGGCUUUGACAUAAUAAAACGUGUUUUAAAGUAACCCGUGACCGAAAUUGCCAUCAUUGAACCCAUUAACUAUUUAUUGGUCAAACAACGCUCAAGGUAAAUUUAUUGGACAGGUGCUUACCUUGUCCCUUGUUACCAAGGGGCUUGUAUUUUAUCUUAAAGUUGAAUUCAGCUGCUGCGAAAGACCGUGUUGAUCUGCUGCUUAGUUUUCUCUAUGUUGUUCAUCUGAUGCCGAUGAGGGCAACAGACAGAUUUUCGUCACUGGACGUCUGUAGCUGCCUCGGGGUGUCCUGACCGUAACUACUCGAACUAUGCCAUCAGCUCCCGGAUGUAGCUCUUCAAUUCUAGCCAUCGGCCACUGCAUCGGAGGAAGAUUCUCGUUCAUCAAAAUAACAAGUUGAUCCUUAGCAAGUUGCACGGGUGGAUUGCACCAUCUCGCUCGUGGUUGAAGUGUUGACAGGUAUUCUCUGUGCCAUCGGUUCCAAAUAUGCUGAAACUUUUUUUGGGUUUGUUGCCAUUUUUUCAGACGAUUGAACGGUAUUGCGGUGAAAUCGGUGUCUGGUACAGCUUUCAGUGCAGAACCAAUAAGAAAGUGGCCGGACGUUAAAGGUUCGAAAUCUGUUGGGUCAUCGCUAAGCGGUACAAGAGGUCGUGAAUUAAGGCAACACUCAAUUUGAGAAAGAAGUGUUUCUGUGUCGACGUAUGAUAGAGUUUGAUUACCCAAUAUACGCAGAAAGUGUUUCUGCGCCGAGUUAAUUGCCGACUCCCACAAGCCACCGAAAUGCGAUGCCAAAGGAGGAUUGAAGUGCCAUCUAAUGCCUUGUGAUGCACAUUCUUGCUGUAGUGCCAUUCUAUGUUGCUCGCUCUGUAUCAAUUUACGUAGUUCGUUGGCAGCUCCAAUAAAGUUGCGACCGUUGUCGCUGUAAACAUCCGAACACAAACCCCUGCGGGCCACAAAACGGCGUAGCGAUUGUAGAAAUUUUGCAGUCGUUAAGUCCGCUACUAGUUCGAGAUGUACUGCUUUAGUGCAAAAACAUACAAACACCGCGACAUAGGUUUUUCUCGGGCUCGCUCUCCUAUGCGGUGGUUGAACGUAUAUCGGUCCCCAAUAGUCAAUACCGGUUGUUGAAAAGGGUCUGCCAUGAACUGUUCAACGCGUUUAGGACGAGCGCGGAAACAAACAUCGCAAUUCUGAACAAUUUUCUUGACCAGCCUCCUGGCCCCUAUGGUCCAAUAGCGCAGGCGAAGUAAACUAAUUAGCAACUGAGGGGCGGCAUGUAAGUUUCUCACAUGGUAGCUACGUACUAGCAGUGCCGAUAGAGGAUGUUACGAGGGAAGAAUAAUUUGGUGCUUGCUGUCGUAAGAUUGUUGCGAGUGAGACAGUCGUCCCCCUAUUCGAAGCAACUGUUCGGGGCUCAAGAAAGAAGCGAACCACUUGUGUCGAGACUUGUUUGCUACUGGUUUCUGCUGCUGUAAAGCUGAUACUUCUGCUCCGUACACUUGGUUUUGCACCAACCUUAUUAGGGUGUGCUCUAGAGUGGCCAUAUUUUGUAUGGCCGUUUUUGAAACUAUCGAUCUUAAUGAGCGCCGGGCUGAAAAAGUUUCCUUUUGACCUCUACAAUAAGCCACGAAAAUUAAAAGUUCAUCGGAGUUUAUUUAAUGGACUCACAAAGCGCUUAUAUUUGAGAAAUCGAUUUACAUGAAAAUUGUAUGAAGUUUUUUUUUAACAUAUAUCUUUCGAUAAACUUAUUCAAAUACACUUGUAUUUUCAUAAAACAGUAAUACUAUUACCCCAAUUUAAGUUUAAAAAGAUCUAUAACUUUCGGUGUUUGUUAAAACGGUUGUAUGUUGAAUGAGGUAUGUAUUUUUUAGGUAUAAAUUACCAACAUGCAGUAUAAACUGAAAUUCGUCUUAAUUAUGUGUUGAAACACGGGUAGAAUUUUUCAUAAAUUCAACAUUAGGUAUUGAAAGCAAAAAUGGCCAACUUCCAGUCACCAUUUUGAAUUUUCAAAGGCCCAAGAAUUGGUAACAGCUAAUGCGUCACCUGUGAAAACGCUAUUUCAUGUUUGCUGCGGUGAAGCAAACAUAAAAUAGCGUUUUCACAGGGAAUGCAUCAUCUAUUUCCGAGUCAUGUGCUUCUGAAAAUUCGAAGUGGUGAUUCGAAAUUGGCUGUUUGUGGUUUCAUUACCGUUUCACCUUAAGGACCAUUCGCUUUUAGUCGCCCGAUCAUUUUUUGUUUAAUUUCAAACGGAAUAUCAGGCCAAUCCAACUUAUUCUGGGCUUAAAUACCGCGAUUCUUCAUCUUUUCAGUUACAGCGUCUGAGACUACUAUCAAUUUCGGCAUAAGCGAAAGAAUCACGUAGAGAAUUCAUAACUUGAUUGAUACAUUUGACAUCCGAAAAACACUACUACCAACAGGGACAUGUUUUGAAUGCAAUUUAUGGUCAAUGAUCAGAACUUUUGGAUCAUUGAAGCUGUGAGUGAGUUGAUUGGCUGUGAAUGAGUUGAUUUCGUUUGAUGCUCUUGUAAAACGGUUAAAGACAAGUGUUUAAGGUCCGAUGCUCUUGCCAUGUAAUAUAUUUUGCAUAAAAGUUCAUAGAAAUUAAGAGGACAAGUAAUAUUGGUUAGUUUUCGAAACAUUGCCGAAAUAUUUCAAUCCAUUAGUGUUUUAUGAACUUCUUAGGCGAUAUUUUUGCCGUAGCUUGAAUCAAUUUUAAGCGCGCCCAAGAACUUUGCACUUUCAUUGAAACUCAUGAGAAUUGCUAUUCGAUCAACAGGAAAUGAUCGUAUUUGAUAAAAUUCACCGUCUUAGUGUAUUCAGAUCACUUGUGCUGACCUGUUUCAAUAAUAAUAAUAAUAAUAAUAAUAAUACUAAAAAUAACAUUAAAUCCAUACAAAAAGUUCUUAAUAAUUUUAAUAAUUUUGCUUCACCAAUUCGAUUGUCCGCAGUUGCUGCAAUGAAGUACGAUUGAGGAUAUAAUCACUGAAUGCCAGUUUCAAAACCUCUAAAGAAUAUGAGAGGUCAUGCAUUUAUUACGUAACGUACCAAGAAGAAGGGGAUAUUCAACGAAGAGUUCCAUUGCGCGAGGCCCUCAUGCAAAAUUGCGGUAGGGGUUGGAGGUGUUUAAAAUUGCUAUAAUUUAGCGUUACGCAAUAUAUGAAUGUCCCUAAUGAUAUGAUUUUAUAAUUGAAGAGUAUUUCGACGCAAAAUAUACAACUAUUUUAAGAAACUAAGACAAAAAACUUCAAAAAGAGAUAAAAAACAACAGUUCUUAUGAGAAUCUAUUUUUUUAAUAUAAGCGUUUUGUGGGUCCAUUAAAUGAACUCGGAUCAACUUCAAAUUUUCAUGGCUUAUUUUUGGAGUAAAAAGGAAACUUUUUCCGCCCGGCGCUCUUCGAAAUCGCAUGAUGUUACAAAAAUGGCCACUCUAGUGUGCUCUGCUUGACGGAUUUCAUCGGCAGUGAGAAUAUGCGCAGUUGAGCGGAGUUUUGGGUCGAGUUUGUAGUUCUUCAACAUUCUUUGGAAAUAUGCCGUUGCUUCAAGCAACCUUUGAUAGUUGGAGAAUCUGCUAACAUAUAAAUCGACAAACGAAAGUGCAGUUGCUGCUGUGAAAGUGGUUAUUGUUUUCCGCAUUUCAUUCGUACAUUCUGGUGGUAGGUCGUCUUCUUGCUGAUUCAUUGGCCUUGUGGACCAUUCCACCAGAGUUCGCUGCUAAGAAUAAUUUCAGCUGUGGUUCCUCUUGAAAUAUAAUCAGCUGGAUUUUGCAAACCUGCUACGUGUCUCCACGUGCAUUUUUGGGUAGCCAACUGUAUCUUCGAGACACGGUUCGCUACGAAGGUGUUCCAUUUGGACGGAGAAGCCUGGAGCCAGCUUAACACAGUUGUCGAGUCAACCCAGAAAAAGGUUUCUGCGUUCAGGCGCAGAGAUGCUAGUACCUUCUUGUAUAAUUCAGCGGCGAGAAGUGCCCCACACAGUUCCAGUCGUGGGAUUGAUCGCUUUUCAAGAGGAGCGACUCUAGAUUUUGCAGUCAAUAAUGCAACAUUUACGUGACCAGCAGAGUUUUCUGAUCGAAGAUACGCGCAAGCUCCGUAUGCUAACUCAGAUGCAUCCGAAAACAAAUGCAAUUGCACAAAGGUCCAAUUGAGACAUAAGGCAAACCGAUUGAUGUUGAGUUGGUUUAGAUGGGGCAGCUGUGUGUGGUAAACGGUCCAGCGAUUUUGUAGCGUUGAGGGUAGUUCCCUGUCCCAACUCCAUAUAUUUCCGUGUUCAUCCUUUAGCGUCCAUAGCGCUUGCAUAAAUAGUUUUGCCGUUGUCACAACCGGACCCACCAAACCAAGUGGAUCGAAAAGUUGUGCAAUAUAUGAUAGAGCAAUGCGUUUUGUGAGUGCAAUCGUCGAGUCCGGCUUAGGUAAUUUAACAUUAUAUUUAAGAAUGUCAGUAGUGGGUUCCCAGUGAAUCCCAAGUGUCUUGAUGCAUUGGCCACGGUCCAAGUCAACUGAUUGCUGAAUCGCUCUAUUUUCAAUUGAAAUGUCCGCCAACACUGCAGGCUUGUUUGAUGCCCAUUUGCGGAGUUGGAAGCCUCCUCUUGCCAAAAUCGUCUCAAGCUGAUUUCUGAGAGUGAUCGCGUCGGUUUCAGUGCUGCUGCCGGAAAAUAAAUCGUCAACGUGAAAAUCCUUACGUAACACGCUCGCUGCUUCGGGAAAGUCAUUCUGUUCAUCGUCAGCUAGUUUCUGCAAAACUCGUGUGGCUAAAAAUGGUGCGCUAGCCGUCCCGUAAGUCACGGUUUUCAACUCGUAAGUAUCGAGAGGGUCUUCCGGUGAAUUUCUCCAAAUUAUGCGCUGCAGAGGAGUGUCACGCUUGUCAACUAAAAUUUGUCGAUACAUCUGUUUAAUGUCUGCAAUUAGCAUAACGGGAUGGAUUCUAGAGCGCAUAAUGAUGGAACGAAGAUCAUCUUGUACGAUUGGCCCCACUAACAAUGCAUCGUUCAGUGAUGGGCCUUUGGGCGUUUUGCACGAAGCAUCGAAUACUACCCGUACUUUAGUUGUGGUGCUUUCUUCCUUUAUAACCGCAUGAUGAGGUAGAUGGUAAAUCGAGUGUCUUGAAUCGUCGCGUGUAACACGUUGCAUAUGGUCUAAAUCUUCAUAUUCGCGCAUGAAAUCACUAUACUGUUUGCAAAGCGUUGGGUUUCGCUGGAGUCGGUUUUCAAGUAAAUGGAAUCGGCGGAUAGCAGUUUUGCGAUUAUCACCAAUAGUUUCCAGUACGGUUUUCUUCAGUGGCAGACGAACCUUAUACCGCCCUUCUGUAGUACGAGUUACUGUCCGUCGAAAAUACUCCUCGCAUGCAGCUUCUUCAAGAGAAUAACACGGUUCCGUGCUAUCUUCCUCAAUCUUCCAAAAUCUUUCCAUUAGCUGAUGCACAUCGGCGACAGAGGCGACAUUUGCGAUUAUUGGAGAUUGGGAGGAGCAAUGGAGAUUUUUUCCUGUGACUACCCAACCGAAAACGGAAUUUACUAAUGUUGGUAGGUCGUCGCCGAGGGCAAUUCUACCAGGCACUCUAAAGAGUUCAAAGAAUAUUUCAGCACCGAGAAUCAGAUCGAUCGGGUUUGAUUUGAAGAAUGCGGGAUCCGCUAGUUGCACAUCAGCUGGGAUUUUACAUGCUUACAUGUUAACAGAAGUUGCUGGAAGAUCGACAGUAACCUUUGGAAGUACGAGAAAUUCGACAGUAGCAGAAUAAUCGGUAAUACGAGAGCAGACAAGUGACGAAAAUUUUCCUUUAGUCUGAGUUGCAGAUUGGCCAAUACCCGCAAUCGGGAUGGUAAUUUUCUUACGCUGAACCUUGAUCAGUUGCGAAAAGGAUUCAGUUGCGAAACAGCAUUCACUACCGGAAUCCAAAAGUGCACGUGCAGCGUGCCGCGUUCCAUUAUCGUCGAUCACAAUCACCACGGCAGUGGCAAGCAAAACACGCGUUCGCUUUCGUGUGGCCGAAGCAUGAGUAGUCGGUUGCGGCUGGAUGGCAGAAAACGAUAUAGGUGGCAGCUCACCUUGCUGACUUGAAGACGACGGAAUUUGAGCAGACACGUUCGACGACUCACUUGGCAAGACUCGAGCUUUAUUUUGGCAUAAUUGCGUGUGAUGUCUACCUUGACAUCUUUUACAUGAACUAAAUGAGGAACAAUCCUUUCCGACAUGACCCGAGCGCAGACAGUUUCGACAAAGUUGUAGCCGACACACUUCCUUUUCCUUCUCUUGAAUAUCCAUUUUCGCAAAUUUAGCGCACAUGUAUAAGGGAUGUUGUUCCGAACAAACGCUGCACUUUCGAGACUGGAAUUGGGUAGCCCCAUGGCUCGCAAAUGGACGGGAAGCUGGUUGCCUCUUGAGAAAAGCAUUUGAAGAAGCCUCGGUUGUAUUUCCGCUAAUGGUUUGCAGGACUGUAACCCUUCUUUGAAUGAACGUUGUGAGAUCGGGAAACGAAACCGUGUCACGAGUGGAAGAGUGCUCUUCCCAAUCCCCUCUAGUCGUUGGGUCAAGCCGUGUGCUAAGCAUGCGUAUCAGCAAAACGUCCCAAAAUUCUGUUUUUUCACCUAGCUGUUGAAGUAUCUUAACGUUCGCCUCAAACUUCUCAACUAACGAGUGGAGCUCAGUCGCCGAUUCACGCUUAAGCGGAGAAAAUUCGAAAAGUGCAUCGACAUAUGAUUGUUUCAAUCUGGCUGUGUUCUGAAAGUGCUCAACUAACAGAUUCCAUGCGACCGGAUAGUUGUUUGCACUGAGCGGAAUGGUUUGGAUUAGCUUCAAGGCAUCGACGGCAACAGACGAGCGAAGAUAAUAAAACUUUUGAAUGUUGGACAAAUCCUGUGACGAAUGAACCAGCGAGAUGUAUAAAUCGUGAAAGUUUAGCCAGCUAUCGAGACUGCCGCUCAAUAUAGGUAGCUUUACAUCUGGUAGGCGAAUGUUCGAAUUCGAUGGAGCGUAUUGAGCGGUUGAAAUAUUUGAAGGCGUUACGCUCGGUGUAGAUGGCGAUUUAUUAACGGCAAGCAGAAAGCCUUUAACUUUAUAAUAUUGGGAUUCUAUAUCGGCACGUUGUUUGAGUUGAUCGUCGAGGUUAGCUUCAUCCAGCGAUUCCAAUUCGCACUGGAUUUUGCUGAAAUCUGUCCACAAUGAAACCAGAUUUUCAAGGCGCACCGGCACUUCUGCAACAUCCCUGGUUUCAUCGUAGCUGUCCACGAAGGUUUUAAUAAGGUUGAAAGAUGUGACUAUGCUGCGUUGGUGCAGCUUUAGAGUUUUUUUCCGCCGUUCCGUCGACAUUGUUAAAUCCGGAACUGCAAACAAAAGACCACGUAGCUCAAACGAGACAGGAUAAGGAUGUUGGAAAGCUAAUUACCUUCUUGAGGCAAUUUAAUGCCUUGAAUAAUGAAUCCCAGCAAAAUGGCGAAGUCCAAUGGCUAACAAAUCGGCAGCUAUCCGGCUGGCAGGAUUCCGAUGAUGGCGGAUGAACGGAGUUCGACGUCCUAUCCGGCUCGAAGGACCAAUAGCGAUAACUCAGGAGCUUUCGGAUAAUCUACCACACGAACUGACUGCUAACUUAUUAACUUAAUUUUUUAUACUUAAUUUUACAAAUUCCUUAUCCAAUACAAAUUUCUGACUGUCGUUCUUCACUGCGCUGGUGCGAGCAAACACAAAGAGAGAGCGAUGACGUUUCGAAGGGCCUUUUAUAUCUCCUGUUGAUCGAUACUGAUUUAUCGAUCUCCUCGAUCGAUUCCAGUUCAGUGAACAGGUUGUUCGAAGAUCAAGUGGUCUAAAUUUUCGUAUUCGAAAACCGGUUGGAGAAUACACUCUUAUCGCGGGUAUGCGAUCAAACGCUAUAACCAUUUCUGAAAGUCGGGAAACCCGGGUAGGAACAUUAUUGGAAAAACUCAAAUGAUCUCCAACAAUACCAACAGUUGAUGAGAUGAAGGUCGCAAAAAAAUUUAUUUCACAUUCUGCUUAAAAUCAUUAAAAAUGCAAUUUUUUCCUUCAAAAAAAUAAUAUCAAUUUUUUACCGUGCCGUGUACAGGACGAAACCAUCACCAAUCGUUUUGAUGAAUUAUUUCACAUGUAAAAUGCGAUAUACCCGGCGAUGAAUAAUUAUUGGGAAUUCGGGUUCCUUUUUCUCCUGUGUGCAAUGACUGAAUCAGUUGAAGUGCUCUAAGUUGCAUGCAAAUGUGACUUUUUUACUAGAAAGUUUAUUCAAGGGUUAUUUUUAGAAGCCCAUCAACUAACUUUAUUCCUACGUGAACGGAUCAACUGGUAGUACAAAGAAACAUAAAAAUAAUGCUUGGAAAUAGUGAAUCAUUCUCAGUGUACUCCUAGUGGUCUCACUUCAAGUGAUCAAUAACGUAGUAAUGUUUGUUUGAUACUUACUCCUACUUUCAAAUAAGGAAUCUUCUGCAUAAUCCACAUUAUCAUAGAAAGAAGUUGGCGUUCGUAGUAAGGUACUGAUCUUGGUCCACCGACUUUGAUGGUGUAGUUUUACGAAUUCACGCACGAUAUGGGUACUUCAUGGUAUCUAGGCAUUCGGCCACCAUGAGAUAAUAUAUUUGAAACCGUGUCAUAAUCGCAGUAUCGGUAUACGGAAAAUAGAAAUAGCGAAUAUCUUAUUACUGCAUCGCAGUGUCAUGUUAAAUGUUCAAGCUGUUGCACUGAGUAAGUCAUACUGGGCACAAUUAUAAAAGCGCACCCGAAAUUUCUGGUAAAUUACAAUUUAUGUGUUUAAACUAGAACGCGGUUGAACGAGUCCGUUGAUACUUUUGACGUAGAGCUACGUCUACGGGGAAGCAUCUGAGGGGGUGUGAAAGUAUCCCGGGAAACAGUUAAAUAUGGGCAUAAGCAAAGCAAGGUGCUACAUUCCAAUUCGGAACUCGACCAUAUGUUUAUUAUACACCAACUUCGCAGCCAACUGAUGAGUGUACAGAACAAUUACGAGCUAGCCUAGUCCUAACAGUCACUAUUUCCGAGUCGAGACUCAAACCUACGACGACUGGCUUGUUAGGCCAGCAUCGUACCUCGAGACCAGCUGGUAGAUCUACAUGACCAUAUGUGACCUAAUACAUAUGCGUACUUCCUAAAUCGAAAUUAUGCCCAGAGAUCUGGAAUUGACUUCCAACGCAAUUAAAUCCAUGGUGGCAAGUUCUGAGUUUAGAAAAACCGCAAUAAAAGGUCAACUUUCACCCAAUAUGGUUAUUUCCGGAACCAGAAUUAUGCCCGGAGAUCAGAAAUCGACUCCAAAUACCACAUUGAUCCCAACUUGGGUGUUGAUGGAAAAACCCAUCGCUCUUUUUAUGGAAGUUAAGGUGGAAGUGUGUUGAAGCCACAAAUGGCCGACUUCCAGUCAAGGAAUCCAAAAAAUAACACUUGGCAGUGUUGCCAAAUAUAUUGUGUUUGCGUUUGAAAAAUUAAAUUGCGUUUUUCGGCAAAUUAGUAUAUUAGGAUUUGUAUUCUGAUCAUUUCAUCGUAUUGCUGAGAAAAUUUUACAUACAAAACACCUAUCUCUCAGAGGUAUUAUAAGUAAAAUUCGAGUUACAGCAUUUUUAAGAUAUGAAGUUCAAUUUUCUCUGGUUCCAAGCAUUCUUCUCUUAAAGUUAAUUUAUAUCUCCAAAUAUUUCAAAUCAGUGGAUCUAAAAUAUCCGGAGAUAUAAUAUUUUAUUUAAAGGUUGCAUUUAAAAAAAAAAUGUAACGAUCAAAAACAAUUUUUUUUAUGAGGCUGUAUUGCCAGAUUUUUUUGCAUUUGAAAAAUUUAAUUGCGACGAAUGGGUAUAGUUUGAUUUCGAAAACGUCAAUUUUGUCGUGUUUCCUGAGAAUUGUUUUCAAGAAAAACACCUAUCACUCAGAGGUAUAUAAGAGCAAUAGUUGAUGUAUAGCAUUUAUAAGAAAUGAAGUCAAAUUUCCCCUGAUUUGCUUAUUGUUGCCUAUUACUUUAAGGAUUGCUAAUAAAUUGCCAGAAAAACAUUCAUCAUUAAAAUAACCUUAGAACUUGAAAACUUUAAAUUAAUAAAAGAAAACUACUUGAUAUCCAAGCAACUGGUAACACUUCCGGUUUAAAUUUAUAAGCUUUCUGAAUUCCUUGGCUUUCCAUUAUCAACAGUUUCAGAGACAUAAAAGUCAAUAAGAGACAUAAAGCGCAAUAAAAAUGGCCCUUCCAGAGGGUCUCGAGGUAUCAUGCUAACCUAACAAGCCAGUCGUCUAAGGUUCGAGUCUCGGCUCGGGAGGGACUGUUAGUGUCAGUAGAAUCGUAGCGCUAGUCCCGCAAUUGUCCUGUACAUUAAACAGUUGGCAGCGAAGUUUGUGCUUGGCUUGAAAAUAGAAUAAUAGAUCAAAGGCAAUUUGACUUUGUUAUAAAAAAGAAAUGCUGUAACUUAAGUUUCGCGCAAAAUACCUGAUAAGAAUUUUUCGUGUAAAAUUUCCUCAGAAAUACGAUAGAAAGAUCAAGUUCGAAAUUGAAAUACAUAUACACAUUUUUCAAAUACGCAACUUCGUUUUUCAAAUGCAAAAUUAGUAUAUCUGACAACACUCCUUUUUGCAUUUUGAUUUUUUGACAAUUUUUUUCCAAAACAUAAUUUCUAGAAUAUCUGUUGAUAUAGCAUAUCCGAAGAUAUUUGAAAACAUAGAAAAGAAAACUGCUUAAAACCUAAGAAAUUGGACUUUAUACAGGGUGUCACCGUGAAAGUGAUACACUUUAUUAAUGCCAUGAAAUUAAAACAGAUGAAUAUUUCUUCUCUGAAUAUUGUUUAUUAUCAUGGGAUAGCAGUAAAGUUACAGUUGAUUCAGUUCAAUUUAAAUCUUUCGCCUUUGCAUUUGAUUACGGCCCGCAAAUGCUUCUGAAAACUAUCACAAGCUGAACAACUUUGACCGGUAUUUCAUCCCAGAUUAUCACCAAACGGUACUUAAAGGUGUUCAAAGUCAUGUGUUUUACUUCACACAGCUUUUUAGUAUGUACCCCCAAAUGUUGAAGUCCAAUCGAUUAAAAUUGAGAGAGAAUGUGCCAGAAGUACUGAUAGAGAGGCACAAGGCAGCAAGUGGUCUUUAAGGUGAAACGAUGUUGAAGCCCCAAAAGGCCGAAUUCGAGCCACCACGUUAAAUUACCAAAUGCACAAGACUCGGAAAUAGUAAAGCGUUUUUACUAUUUUUUCUAUUUUUAACAACGGCUUUUACCCGUUAACACUCAAGUUUAUUAAGCUGACAUUAUGUGAAGUAGGGAAGCGAAAAAUAAGCGAACUGGAUAUAUGAUACAGAUUUGGAAAAACAUUUCCAAAUAUUAUAUAUAUUAUAAAUUAUUAUUAUUAUUUUUCUAAAUCUGUAUCAUAUUUCCAGUUCGCUUACUUUUCGCUCUCCCUACUUCACAUACUGUCUGCUUAAUGAACUUGCGUGUUAACGGGUACAAGCCGUUGUUAAAAAUAGAAAUUUAGAUCGAAAAAUUUAGCCGUACCGAACACCUUCCGUUGUUGUGUCGCACUUGCAAGCACGACGCAGACUGACUUUGGUCUCGAUCACACUGGUCUAUAAGAGUUAUCAGCAUCAGCUGACUCUUCUAUGUGUGAUGAGACAUUCCUUUCAGUCUAUAAAUAACGCUUGCACAGCAGUGUGUGUAGUUAGGGAUGAGCAAUGGAAUAAGUCGGCAGUGGAAUGUGAUACGAUAUAGAUUGUGGAACAGUACCACCGUCCCGCGUAGUUUAAUUGAUCAAAACACCAUGCCGGAGACAGGGAGAUCGCGGGUGCAUGUGAAAAAAAUACACAAUGGUACACAAUGGUUACGGAGUCCGCAGACAGAAUCAAUUCGUUCGUUUGACUUACGUAUUUUUAUUCUCAGCCUCUUCUUAAUGAAGUGAAAUAAAAAUAACUUAUAACUUAUAAUCUUAUGGUUUUUAUGGUAAUCAUAUUCAUGAGACAAAUUUUCAUUCACCAUCAGCAGCAGCAUUGCAGUUCUUCCUUAAUUGCACGCGAACAGAAGUCGUGUACCGCUGCAAUAAUAGACGACGAGAAACCAGCGGCAUUCUGCUCCACAGAUACUGUACGGUACCGUUGCUUUUACCAGCAUGUUUUCUUUCAAGACAUCAGCUUUUACCUUCGAGACUUCAAAUUAGUCUAAAUUCAUGGAAGCAAACAUAAAUUGAUCUUUCGGAACGGAGAGACUCUGUUUUUUUUUUCUCUUUUUUACAGAGAAUAUCACAGCUGGCAUGUGAUUGGUUUAUUGUUCGCGUAAGUGUAAAGGACAAACUUCUUAUCAACUUUUAUUACUGCGUAAUAAAAUAAUCUGACGGAACAUUUACCAGUUUCAUUUCCAAUUUUGUAAAAUGCAUUCCAGUAUAAAAAAACAAAGACGUAGUUCCACGUCAGUAAAAUUUUCAACGAAAAUUGGAGAUUUUGUCAGAAAAAAGGGGAGAAUCUCUUAUUCCAUUGGCACCAAAGUUGGAUUUUUUGCAUAGUGACCUUUUAUGAACAUUUCCCCAAAUUUUGGCCCAUUUUCUCUUUUUUUACCACACUUGAGAUGAAGUGACCCAUAUGUUGUAUAUAUUUUAAUUUAAUUUAGAAUCCAAAAUAUCACAGCACAUACGCUACAUACAAUUGAUAUGUCAUAAACUAUUACCUUUUACGACAAAACUCUGCACCGAUAAAUCGCCGCUCGAGUGAUCUACAGUUAUGACGUACCAUAUCGGUCACUAGCAUACGCACUUUAUCUAACGAUAUUCGGUUAGUCUACGAGCAGCAAUCAGUGUCACAGCCCCCGGGACGGCGAGGAGAAGACAAACGGAGCCAUACAUUGCCCGUAUUAUCAAAGCGAUUUAGAGUGGCCGCCUCCUGCCUGGAACGGGCUUCUUGUCACGGCACAUUGCGAGAUCGUCAACGCAGAGACAAAUUGUGCCCCUUUGACAUUUCCUCGGGAGGAAAACCAUUUUUCGUUCCCGACCACCACUGCUGAUUGAAUAUCGCCUUCAAACGUUAACAAUGGCCGGCUUUUAAAGUUAUCGCUGGGAGGGAGCGUAAAUAGGAGCAGAGAAUGUGCACAUGAAGGGUCCCCCCAUGAGGGUGUACAGGGAUAGAAGAAACGAUCCAAUAUCUUAAUCGCUUAUCGGUCCUUUCAGUGCAGAGAUAGAGCAGAGCGACGGAGAAAGAGAUAGUUGUAGAUUCCGUCUUAAAAGAAGCAAUAUCUUCAAAUAAAAUUGUUCAAAUCCGGUGCCGCAUUGUUUAUCUUUCGAAUGUAGCGGGAGGCAGCCUGUCAUGCCAACGUACGGAUAAACCCAUCCUCAGUCGAAGCGGAGGACAAUGGAAGAUCUGCUUCGGACGUCCGUCGCAGCAGAAGACGGAGAAGCUGCUGCCAGCAAGGUUGGAUACCUUUCGGAAUGGUUCCUCAUGAGAUAUUAAUGGCGUUGGGUUUGAUUUCGCACGCAAAAAAAAAGUCAAUUUCGGUGAUGGACUUUUGCUGAAAAGGCCGAUAAGUGCCAUUUACCAGAAUUUCGAAAGCAGCCAACCGGAACCGGAACCGUGUGUGCGUGUGUGAGGUGUGUCGGUGUGUGUGUGUGUGUGUGUGUGUUUUUUUCCGGCAGGAAAGGAUGAAAAGGAACACUCUGGUCGAAGAUUACUGCGGCAGAAAGCUGCCUAAUUUAAUUGUACAGGCGUUGGUUUCGGAGCUGUUGAGCUUGACAGGACACGAUACGGCUUUUAGAAAUGAUGUAAUUGGAUGUGUUUUAAAUCCCAUUCUUUUGUUGUAGGAUACAAGCAUCACUCGCUGAUACUUGUAUAUGACGUGUUAUCAUUUGCUCGAAUUUUUGAAGAAUUAAGCCACUUUCCUAGAAAUAUCUUCGAACAAAAUCUUGCUUCCAUUACUUUGUUGUGUGUGAUGCAGUAACCACACCAAUAGAACCAGAACCACAUACUAAAACUUUCAUAUUUUCAUACUCCAACGCAUCGUAGAUUAUGUUGCUUCAAGAGGAUAAAACAAAAAUCACGAACUUGAUAUGGGGGUAAAAAAGAGCAAACUAAACUUCUGCCGCCAUCCGUCCUGCCUCCUGCUGCUAGCGGCAAAGGAUGAUUGAUGGUAAAACGAUAGCUGGAGCUCGCGCUGCGGUCGCUGUAAAUAAUCCGGAAUUUCGAAGCAAGUUUUUUCCCUCUUUCUCACUCGUAUACACAAUCAAGAUUCAGAAAAGUGAAAGGAUUGGACCAACAAAAAAAAAACCUAAACUGUACGUUCGUCAAGAUAUAAGUAUACCCCCUCUGCCCUUCUUCCACGAUGAAAAACGAACAAAAAAGUACGAAUAAAUCAGAUCCAAAUUUUAAUAACAAAUAUAAAGCCACCCCAAACCUCUAAAACUUUAUGAUUGAUCGACAGAUUAAUCGCAUUCGACGACCGCCAGUUUGUUCCGAUCGGACGAGGCCCGCCAGCAUCUGUUUGACGAAAGCAUCGCAAACGUCAGAUUCAAUGUUUAACCCGACUUUGAACCGAAAAUAACGACAAUAUAUCACUUUUCUAUACAAGCGUGGAUGUGGUUUAGCCACUGUUCGUAGAACAGCAAGCAGUUUUCUUCUUUUCGUUUUCGUAACGACUUAGCAUUUUUUUAGUUUUUCACCCGAAAGGAUUUAGGAAAACGGUCUAUGGAUUGACCGUGGGAAAGGGAACAGCUGUGACACGUUUUUAGUGAAACGAUUGAAAAGGCCAAACAUCAAAAGUUCAAACUGGUAGUUUAGUUCAAUUUUAUAGACUUUUUUCAGUGCUUAGUGGAGAAAUGUAAUGUAUUUAGUUCAGAAUUGUAGCUUUCAGGUGAAAAGAAAAAAUAAUCUCCUCUGAUGAUAUUGCCUUACGCUAAUUAUGCAAAAGUUGAAAAUUUCGACUUGAAACAAAAAACAAUUAAACUAAAUCAACGUGUGACAAAAAAAUGUAACUCGUAUAAUUAUCAUUAGAACUUACCCUACUUACAGUCUAUCAUGACGAACACAUCCAGUUGUUCUUGAUAACACACAUCCGCUUUUCUCAGCUCAAAUGACUAAACACCCGUGUUUUUCGUCAGUAGUAAGUGCUAUGCAACAAAUAAAUCUUGUCAAAUUUCAAAAGAAUCAAAUCAUUGUUGACAGAAUAACUGAUAAUAGAUAGCGUACGAAAAGAAAUUGAACAAAUAAUGCGCUGGCGCAUUUCCUGUCACAAUACUGGUCAUAGUAGGCUCUUAGCCAAAGCUGCUUUCCGUCUAGCAUUCGGAGCCUUUUCGCCAUAUUCUCAGUGUCAUAAUCAACCCUACUUGGAGCUUUCUAUUGGUAGUCGAAACCCUAAGCUACAGUGCCAAUAAAUGGCAAGUAAUUUGUCCGUUACUGGGAUAUUAUUUCCAUUCUAACAUCAGACAAGUUGGCCCGACAUUUGCGUCAAUCAUUUUACAUUUUGACAGGUCAAAAUGACCAAACUGGAAUAGUCGAACACAUAUUGAACGGCGGAAAGCAGCUAACUAGUUUGAAUUCAAUUUCAUCAUUAAGUAAAACAGUAAUAAUGUGAUUUGUAGAAGUAAAUCGGAUGCUGAAGAGAUCCUAAAACAAUAUUUGUAACUGUGUCAAAAUCAAUGCAAAAAGUUUUGUAUUGUUAUUUGUUUCAGCAAUUUGUUUUUAUCUCAUUCUUCGAGAAUUAUUUUAUAGAAAUAUGUACUCCCAUAACUUAUUACAUAACAAAAUUACGAACCUUGAAAUGACAAGAAAAUAAAAAACAGUAAACAUCAUUACAACAUGAAAUAACCACACAAACAACUCCAAACAGGUUAACCGAUAUGGAAUCCAAACAUAAUUACGGCUCAGUUUAGCAUAUCAAUAGCAUAAUAAACGCGGCAUAGCACGUGCCAGAUAAUAAUUGCAUUAGCGAACUGUAUCGUAUAAUUUUUCAUCCCAAAUCGUUUCAAUUGAACCCCAGCUUUUACACGUGUAUAUUGAAAAAUGAAUUCUAUUCUUAGUGAAUGAUUAGAUCCCAACUAAGAAGAAGGGACGAACAGGAACCCCGUUUAUCGUAAAUUCUAAGUGUAAACUCAAUGUAUACCUAUUCGAUAACAUUCCAGAUCGAUCGUCGUUGAAAUUUAAAAAAACUCUACCAUGAUGAAAAUAAACUACUGCUUUACACGUCAGCAAAAAAAAUAGAUAUAUAAGGAAAAACAGAAGCUAAAGUUGAAAAAACGAGAACUUUAAAAAAAAGUAUAUUUUGAUUUAAGAAUUACACACAAGCUUAAAGAUAAGGAAAAAAAUGUUAAAUAAAAACAACCUACGAAUCAUUUUACAUAGGAACGUAUAACGAAACUGAUUUCUAAGUGAAUUUAAGAAAGAAAAAAGCAAUUAGAACAGUUUCCUUCAUCUGUACAUACUCCUCUAGUAGAAUAAAUGAAAAAAUACUAUACUCACCAUUAUUAGCAAAGAGGUACUUUUUUUAACAAUAUUGGAACAGAACUAAACACAGCUGUGACGUGUUGCUGCUGGAAAACACCGGAAGUGAAGUGAAAAUAUUCAAAUUACCUAGAAGGUAUUGUUCUUCAUGUUAAAUGAAAACCCAUCUGCUGCAACAAAGUUUAUACGAACCACUGUAUAAAGAGCAGGUACACACACACACACACCAAGCUGCAAACAUGAAAAACCAGUAGUUGAUAUUCUAACAAUCUCCAAAAUUAGACAGAAUGAUAUCCAAACGAGGUGAGCAUAAAAAGGCCGUAUCUAGACAAAGAAAAAAGAGAACAAAACAAAAAAUAUAGAGCAACCGAGAAGCCAAUAUAUAUAUUGAAGAAGAAGAAAAAAUCAUGCUAAACAAAUAAUCAUAACAAACUAAUAUGAAAAGGUUCACAACGUGCCGCAACAGAGUAUGGGAAUAAUGCUUAAUAAUGACUCGAACCGUAAACGUAACUGUAAAAUGGAGAUGAAUAAAAACAGAGAGAGGCAGAGCUACUGAGGAAGUGGACGUACGCAAAAAGUAUAUGGAAAUAAAUAUGGAAAAUCGUUUGAAAACAAACAA
This is a messenger RNA of Wyeomyia smithii (pitcher-plant mosquito), 37384 nucleotides long. RefSeq names its product RNA-binding protein Musashi homolog Rbp6 (gene Rbp6). The transcript is spliced from 15 exons. The record is from RefSeq and is a predicted model, not a curated record. Lineage: Eukaryota; Metazoa; Arthropoda; Insecta; Diptera; Culicidae. Gene Ontology annotation, molecular function: RNA binding. Gene Ontology annotation, cellular component: cytoplasm. The coding region runs from base 1928 to 3076 and encodes 382 amino acids.